Messenger RNA from Dermacentor silvarum, 2167 nucleotides. RefSeq names its product hepatocyte nuclear factor 3-gamma-like. The transcript has 9 exons. Gene Ontology annotation, molecular function: DNA-binding transcription factor activity; sequence-specific DNA binding. The coding region runs from base 925 to 1719 and encodes 264 amino acids. Lineage: Eukaryota; Metazoa; Arthropoda; Arachnida; Ixodida; Ixodidae. Gene Ontology annotation, biological process: regulation of DNA-templated transcription. The record is from RefSeq and is a predicted model, not a curated record.
CGGCUUGGCCACUUGUGGAAGCAAGCAGAAGGCAGAGCGAGAGGCGCAAGUUCAAGGUGUGCGCUUGAGCGAGAGGUAUAAUUACGUGGUCUGCUGCCUGGCGUUCCAGAAGACGUCAUUUUUAGCUUGACCGCUCUAACGAGAGACAGGCACUAUGGGCGACAUCACCAACGAUAACAUCUUCGACAGCUCACAGGUGACGGCGGCAGCGGUGAAAACAAAGGAAGAGCCACCCGCGACCGCGGCCCGUCGCCAGAGCUUCGGACUUUGCUCAUCUGCUAAGCGUCGUGGAAGUGUCUUCGCCAUCUCGGCCGCUUGGCGCUUGGUCGCGUCCACAAGGCAACCAGGGACACAGGCGCCAAGCGGGGACGUACUCACCAAGUGCGUGCCGCCGCAGAAGCCUUUGUCGCGGCUGCUGCUGCUACCCUGCAGAGAACGGGUACGGAAGCUACAUCAAGGCCGAAACGGCCAAAGUGCCGCUGGAUACCGUCACCGUGGAGAACGUGUCCACCAUCGACCUGUAGACCGAUAUGUAUGUCUUGAAGAACCUGCCAGACCCAGCGACCAUUGUGUACGCGGAGUGGGGCAGCAUGCAGGCAGCCUCAGGCAACGACAAUGCGUAUGGAUGCUGCAAGGAGGCGCCUACCCCGCCACCGCAAUGAGUCCGUAAGCAGGCGUCGAUGCCAGAGCAGCGACCAACUGCUAAGUACACUGAACAGUGUAUAUAGCAGAGCUUGUUCUUGGGGGAUAGCCGGUUCACACUUAAAGCAAUAACAGUAGCGUGUACAGGACGGACACAAGAAAGGCGACAGGGUGCUGGACCCCCUCACACAGUGAAAUAAACCCCCCGUGAGUUCGUUUGGUAACCUUUCUUGUCUCCGUCUCGUAAACGCUGCAUAAUCACUAAUCUGGGUAUACGUAAAUAUGAACAAAACUAUGGGAAAGAAAAUUGCGGCUACAAGCGGUGGCCACAGACAAUCUGCGGGCCAUGUAAAUUCCAUGUCACACAAUGCUGCACAUCCUGCUUUUCUCUGCCGGUGUGAGGAACGCUCUCACGCUGUGUGUGUGGGUGCAGGAGGGUGCACUCCCCGACCGACAGUGCACCGGCGCGUGGCCGUCGACGGCGAUGAGCACGCCGUGUGCGAGGCCCAAUUGGGCCGCUGGUCCUCGCUGCUGCCCGUGGGCACGGUGGUGCGCAGACCCUCGGUCAAGCUGGUGCAGCUUAUCGUGCAGGCCAUACACGAGAGCCCGCACCGGGUGCUGCGAAUCACGCACGUCUACGCCGCGCUACAGAACAGAUACCCUUACUUCAGGCUCCAGGACAAGAAGGGCAUCAGCAGCUGGAAGGGCUUGGUGCGACACGCUCUCUUCCAAAAGUGGUUCCUGAAACUCAGCCCCACGUCCGGAAUGUACGAGAUGGUUUGGCCCACGAAUUUCUUCUGGGGCCUCAACUACAGCAACAGGCCCCGUCAAUGGCAGAUGCCCCGAGAACUGCCGCAGCCGUUCCUGCUGACCGACAACGAAGGGGAGCAGCGGAACGACGAGGCGUCCACUGUGCUCUCGAGCCACCUGAACACCGAGCCACCGAGUGAGAUGACUACAGUGCUGCUGCCUUCGGCCUUCUGCGUCAAACUGGAGCACGAGCUUUUCCCGCCACCGGAACCCCGGGCCGCAAGCGCAAACUGUCUGCCGUCCAGUGCUGCGAGUUCGUGCCGGUGAUGACGUUGGCUCCGCAGUCGGUGGACGACCUGGUCUCCGUGGGCAGCCCUCCUUCCUCGCUGCCCCACAUCGCGCCGGCGGACUCGAAGUCCGAGAGCAUGAAUCCGGUCGGCUGGCCAGCGCCAGGGAGAGCGGAGAAGCAAGCCAGGCAGCAGCCAAAUGUCAGCGCCCAUGCCGCGCCGCCCAGCGUAUGGGGCGUCGUUUACAGCAAACGGAGUGAAGUCAACGGCAGCGGCCACAUAACCCUGAAGGUGGCGAACCAACGCGGGUGCACCAUCUAAUUCAAUGUAUGGAGGCGUAGUCCCCUACGGAGGCUCAUGCGAGUCUAUUGCAGGUCUGAGGGUCUGAACAUCCAGACUGUCAGGUUCCGGUUUGACGGCCAGCUGAUCAAUGAGACGGACACACCAGCAGGACUUGACAUGGAGGAUGAGGACACCAUUGACGUCUU